AUGUCCCUCAAUCUCCAAAAAAAACUAGAUGAGCAGAUGGCCGAAAAAUCUGGAGCUAUUUCCUUAUCCCAGUGUAUGAGUAAGCACGCUGCUGAGUUUGCGAAGGCUGCUUCUGAGAAGCGUUUAAAAUCCACCAAUAAGGAAAAUGUGGAGGUAUUUACUGGCGAGGGGACUAGGAAGGACGAGCCGAGUGUGCCCACAAACGAAAAUCACUAUGUCAAGCCUGAACAGCUUUAA
This is a messenger RNA of Theileria orientalis strain Shintoku, 237 nucleotides long. RefSeq lists its product as hypothetical. Lineage: Eukaryota; Apicomplexa; Aconoidasida; Piroplasmida; Theileriidae. The transcript has 3 exons. The record is from RefSeq and is a predicted model, not a curated record. The coding region runs from base 1 to 237 and encodes 78 amino acids.